This is a messenger RNA of Cuculus canorus (common cuckoo), 1016 nucleotides long. It is a transcript of the gene BORCS8, whose product is annotated as BLOC-1 related complex subunit 8. The coding region runs from base 43 to 408 and encodes 121 amino acids. The record is from RefSeq and is a predicted model, not a curated record. The transcript is spliced from 5 exons. Gene Ontology annotation, cellular component: BORC complex. NCBI's taxonomy places the organism in Eukaryota, Metazoa, Chordata, Aves, Cuculiformes, Cuculidae.
UUUGGUCGCGCACCACGGAAGCCGGAAGAGGCGCGGGGAGGGAUGGAGGAGCCGGAGAUGCAGCUGAAGGUGAAGAAAGUUACAGACAAAUUCACAGAGAGCAUGUACGUCCUGGCCAACGAGCCCUCCGUGGCACUGUAUCGGCUCCAGGAGCACGUGCGGAGAUCCCUUCCGGAGCUUGCGCAGCACAAGUCCGACAUGCAGAACUGGGAGGAGCAAAGCCAAGGCGCCAUCUACACUGUGGAGUACGCCUGCAGUGCCAUAAAGAACAUGACUGACAGCAGUGUCUACUUCAAGAGCAUCGACAGUCUGCUCAAACACGCCAUAGCCCUGAAGGAUCAGCUGAACACUGCCCAGGGCCGCAGCACUGUUGCCCCACAAGCCAAGAAUCCUCCAGCUAGUUCGUGAUUUCAAAGACUGGCUGCCCUCCGCCCCCUUCUCCAGCCCAGCUUUAUGUUCUCCAACCACGGGGAGGAGUAAGAAACCGUUGGCUUAACUUGUGAAGCUGCACAGAGCCCUCUGUCUGCCGCUCCGUUCCUGGUGAGGUGCUGCACCUGAGAAGGCAAACGCUGCCACUGGGGCCAGGACUACCUUUGCGGGGUGCUUUGGGGAGCAGUCGUGUCCCUUUCCAGAGCACUUCACUAAAGGGAAAUGGGGAGGAUUUAUCCUUUCUAGUUCUUUUUGAUGGCAGACUGCUAUGAGGUGUUCUUCUCUCUACCUCUUGGCCACAGAAAUCUGUCCGAAAAACUAGGUCUUGCUUUCAGUGUUUUGUAGUCAGCUGCGUAUAAAGACAUAAUGUGGGCAUACUUCAGCUUUGUUCAGGAGGCAUUCUGCAAGGAGAGCUAUUCACGCGUGUGCCAGGGGAGUUGCUGAAUUUGGUUUUAGUGAGAACAAUAAUAAAAAGGAAAAACAAGAAAGUUCUAAGACCUUCCCCUGUUGCUCACUCGGGCUGGGGGGUCUUGGAGCCUGCUGGCUCUGCGUGUUUCGAAGGGCAUGGGGCAAAACAAAGACAUGCA